UCUUCAGCUACACCGAACAAAUCACCAGCUACACGUUACAGUAAUCAUGGCCGGCGAUCACCAAGACGACGACCUGCAUGCAGAGCAGACCGAGGGCUUCAAGGUCGGUGAGAAGAAGACGAUUGAUGAGUACCAGAAGCUGGACCAAAACGACGAGUCCCUCCAAAAAUGGAAAGCCUCCCUCGGUCUCGGCCAGGGCAAGGAUAUCUCCGACCCUGCGGACCCACGUAAAUGCAUCAUCCACAGCCUCGGCCUCGAGGUCGAAGGCCGCCCCGACAUAAUCAUCGACCUGCGAUCUCCCGGCGCCGUCGAGGCUCUCGAGAGCAAGCCGUUCACAAUCAAGGAGGGCGCGACGUUCCGCAUGAAGGCGCAGUUCAAGGUGCAGCAUGAGAUUCUCGCGGGGCUGAAGUACCUGCAAAAGGUCACGCGCAUGGGUGUGAGCAGCAAGAUGCAGGAGAUGAUGGGAAGCUAUGGUCCUAGCACAGAGGAGAAGCCUUUUUACGAGAAGAAGUUCGAGUCUGAGACGGCUCCCUCUGGUAUGCUCGGCCGUGGCCACUACACCGCCGUUUCCAAGUUUGUCGACGACGACAACCACGUUCAUUUGCAGUUCAAGUGGUCUUUCGACAUCAAGAAGGACUGGAACUGAGCGUUGAGUGUUUGGAACGAGAAGACGGGCGAUACAAGUGCAUCUAAGUUGGAAGUGUUGGAUAUCCAGGGCAGCUGAGGCUCCCGCAAAAUCACGAUUGGACGGCUGACGAUGUCGAUGAGCAAGGAUAUAGGAUUUCGUAGCAUGUCAAAUCCGAACAGAUGGUUUCUUUUCGAAGCUUCAACUCUCAUUAUGU
Dothidotthia symphoricarpi CBS 119687 is the source of this 842-nucleotide messenger RNA. RefSeq names its product E set domain-containing protein. Gene Ontology annotation, molecular function: protein binding; Rho GDP-dissociation inhibitor activity. The transcript is spliced from 4 exons. The record is from RefSeq and is a predicted model, not a curated record. Bases 47 to 646 code for a protein of 199 amino acids. Gene Ontology annotation, biological process: Rho protein signal transduction. Gene Ontology annotation, cellular component: membrane; cytosol; cytoplasm. NCBI's taxonomy places the organism in Eukaryota, Fungi, Ascomycota, Dothideomycetes, Pleosporales, Dothidotthiaceae.